Molecule: messenger RNA, 4381 nt
Organism: Periophthalmus magnuspinnatus
Lineage: Eukaryota; Metazoa; Chordata; Actinopteri; Gobiiformes; Gobiidae
Gene: epha2a
Product: eph receptor A2 a
Exons: 16
Coding region: 126-3050 (974 amino acids)
Biological process (GO): protein phosphorylation; cell surface receptor protein tyrosine kinase signaling pathway; axon guidance
Cellular component (GO): neuron projection; plasma membrane
Molecular function (GO): protein binding; ATP binding; transmembrane-ephrin receptor activity
Source: RefSeq, a predicted model, not a curated record
CCACCAGUAGAGUCAACUAUUUGGCAAAGAGGAGAGAACAGUGAACGCUGGCGGAGCUAAGCGCACACUUUGGAUUAUAGCCAGGAACUGGGCACACGACUUUUGCCAAACAGAAGUUGUGGAAAAUGGCGCUACGUGGGGUCAACUUAUUUUUGUUUUUAUGUUUUAGCCAAGUUUUUUCAAGUCUUCAGUCUAAAGAACAAGUAUUGCUGGAUAUGAGAGCUUCAGGAGGAGAGCUGGGAUGGCUGACGUUGCCAUUUGAGAACGGAUGGGAGAUUGUCCAAACAGUGGUCAACGGUUCACUUCUUUAUACCUACAGCGUUUGCAAUAUAGACUCUACAGAACAGGACAAUUGGCUGCGCACUACUUUUAUCCAGAGGCGACCUGGGACCACUCGCGUAUCUGUAGAGCUCAGAUUUGUCGUACGAGACUGCAAUUCAUUCGGAGGCGCGUCGGUUUCCUGCAAAGAAACCUUUAAUCUUUUUAUUUCCGAAGCCGAUGCCGACGUAGGAACGAAUUUCCGCAAAGGACAGUUUAAGAAAGUCGCCACAAUCGCACCGGAUGAGAUCACGAGAGGACGCAUUCUUAAAGUCAAUACUGAGACCAGAACUUUCGGCCCACUCUCAAGGAAAGGCUUCUAUCUCGCCUUUCAAGAUAUGGGUGCUUGUGUGGCACUGCUGUCUGUCAGGGUCUACUAUAAAACAUGCCCAUCCACAGUGCAAAGUUUGGCUGCGUUCCCAGAGACAGUUGCAGAUUCAUUGAGGGAAGUGGAGGGAUCGUGUGUGGAGAAUGCCGUCAGUACAACCACCCCGAAAAUCUACUGCACCGCGGAGGGCGAGUGGGUGGUGCCCGUGGGCCAGUGCCAGUGUCUCCCGGGUUACGAGACGACCGGGGACUCGUGCCAAGCUUGCAAACCGGGCUACUUCAAACCAGCUCUGGGGAAUGACCUGUGCCGAGUUUGUCCAGACAACACCAGACCCUCUGACACUGGAGCGACCAAAUGUGAAUGUGAAGAGGGGUAUUUCCGUUCCCCCUCGGACCCCCUCACUGCCGCCUGCUCUGCUCCUCCCAGUGCCCCCCGUGACCUCAUUUCCACCACGCUGUCUGCAGAGGGCAAGCUACAGCUGUCCUGGGACCCUCCUCUUGUAACCGGUGGUAGAUCUGACCUUACCUACAGCGUUGUGUGUGAACUCUGUGAUGCCAGCUCGUGCGUCCCGUGUAGUGACAAACUUCGGUUUGACCCCUCCCCCACGGACCUACGGGAUACCUCGGUUAUAGUCGGGGACCUGGAUUCUCAUCUUAACUACACUUUCACCGUGGAGGCGCACAGUGGAGUGUCCCAGCACAGCUCAAACAGGCCCAUAGCAACGAUUACCACGGCACUGGACUAUUUAGCUCCUCCCAAAGUGACGCUGAUCCACCUGGAUGAACGCAGCCCCACCAGUCUGUCCUUGUCCUGGGUCCUGUCCCGAAGACCACCCGCCCACAUCAACCACCGCUACGAGCUUAUGUACAGGAGAAAGGAUGAUGAAGGGGAGAGGGAUGUGACUACUUACACAGUCCUGAUUUUGGAGAAGAAUUCAGUGCAGAUAAACGACCUCUCUCCAGACACAACCUAUAUGUUCAGAGUUCAGGCGCUGAGUCCAGAAGGAAACCCAGGCAGCUACAGCAUGGAGCACGAGUUUCACACCUCACCGUUGGCAGAGUCUCAGAUCCAGAAUAACUCCACUAUUGUGAUGGGCGCGGUGGUGGGAGUAGCCGUCAUGCUGCUCGUUGUGGUAGCGGUCCUGCUUCUGCGCAAACGGAGACUGAGCGCACGUGGCAGAGGAGGACCGGAGGAUCCCUACUUUUCGACAGACCAACUGAAGCCUUUGAAAACGUAUGUCGACCCACAUAUGUACGAAGACCCCAACAUCGCCAUCCAGAAGUUUGUCACUGAAAUCGACCCAAACUUUAUCUCCAAACAAAAAGUGAUCGGCGUGGGAGAGUUUGGUGAGGUGUUUCGCGGUGUCAUGAAGUCGCCAUUACGAGGCGAGGUUGCCGUGGCGAUCAAAACUUUAAAACCAGGAUACUCCGAAAAACAGAGGCAGGACUUUCUGAGUGAAGCCAGCAUCAUGGGACAGUUCUCUCAUCCCAAUAUUAUCCGUCUGGAGGGAGUGGUCACGAAAUUCAAGCAUGCAAUGAUAGUGACGGAAUACAUGGAAAAUGGUGCUUUGGACACUUAUCUAAGGGACCGUGAUGGCGAGCUGCCGUCCUAUCAGCUGGUGGGAAUGCUCAGAGGAAUCGCAGCCGGGAUGAAGUACCUUUCCGACAUGAACUACGUACACAGGGACCUGGCAGCGAGGAACGUCCUGGUCAACAGUAACCUGGAGUGCAAAGUGUCCGAUUUCGGCCUGUCCCGUGUGCUGGAGGAUGAUGCUGAGGGGACAUACACAACCAGGGGAGGCAAAAUACCCAUUCGCUGGACCGCCCCCGAGGCCAUCGCGUACAGGAAGUUCACCUCUGCGAGCGACGUGUGGAGUUUUGGCAUCGUUAUGUGGGAAGUGAUGGCUUUUGGAGAACGCCCAUACUGGGACAUGAGCAACCAUGAGGUUAUGAAGGCAAUCAAUGAGGGAUUCAGACUCCCUGCUCCCAUGGACUGUCCCUCUGCCAUCUAUCAGCUGAUGCUCCAGUGCUGGCAACACGACCGCUCAAACCGACCGCGUUUCACCGACAUCGUCAACAUUUUAGACAAACUGCUCCGAAGCCCAGAGUCUCUGAAAACCAUUGCGGACUUUGAUCCACGAGUGUCUAUCCGCCUGCCCAGUACCAGCGGCUGUGAUGGCACCAUGUUCAAGACCGUGCCCGAGUGGUUGGACUCCAUCAAAAUGGGCCAGUAUUCGGACAGCUUCGCCCGGGCGGGGGUCACCAGCAUGGACCAAGUGCUCAGUCUGCGGCAUGAAGACAUCAGAAAUAUCGGAGUGCGACUGCCCGGCCACAUGAAGCGGAUAGCCUACAGCAUCCUGGGCCUGAAAGACGAGACCAGCUCCCUCAGCGUGUUUGCCGUGUGAUCUCAGCAUUCCUCCAAAUCAAAGUGCACUGACCGACCAUGCCAUUUCACUCACUGAGAAGGAGGAGGAGGGCGGACCGAGCGGGGGGCUGUAACCGUGACGCCAGCCUAGGGUGACCACCUCAAAUUGCCCACUUUACAACUGAUGCCACGAGCUUAACCAAACAAACCAGCACAUGUCACGCAUUUAUAUUUACACUUAAACCAGAGAUUGUUCUAUUAAAUGUAAUAUUACAGAAUGUUAGAACUGGAAAUUAGGAUGUUGUUUUGACAGGUGAAGACGUACCGGGUUUGCUUUAGCGCUUGUUUGUCUAAGGGGGUAUCCCAUAAUGCUUUGCGAUGUGAUGUCACAAUACAUUUUUUGCAACUGUGAAAAGCGCUAAUGUAGAAAAAGAGAAAUGAGUAGCUGAAUAUUGAAGGAUAGACUUGAGAAAUGUAUGCUCAUCGAUAAUAACUGCUAUAACAUUUUAAUCAAUCAUAGCAGUAAAUGUCAACAUAAUACACCUAUACACCUGCACUGGAUAAGAAAUGACAAUGUUAGAUAAGAUACUAAGUAGGUAAAUGCUUGAAUCAAGUAGUAGUUAUGAUACAAGUACAUUUUGACUGUCUUAAAAGUGUCUUGUUUUACUUCAAAUUUCAGUGUGAAAGCCAGUACAUCCACAAAACAUUUAAAAUAUCACAUUUGUAAACGUCACUUUUUAUACUUCACGUGGCAUCAGUGAAAAAGUGGGACAUUCCCGAGGCACAUGAGCCUAAAUGGACAACUUUAAGAGGGACGCAGGGGGUCACCCUACACCCACCUUUGGCACAAUAUCAAGACCUCCUCCAAGCCGCUCAGAAAUGACUGACUUUAAAUACAAAAAAAAAGAAACACUUAUGUACUUUAUGAUAACUGAAGAAAGUAAUUUAAAUCUGUAAAAGUAAUGUGUAUAUUGUGUAUAUUUUUGAGACUUCAUAGUAGUGCUUGGUAUAUAGAUAUUGACUGAAAUAUUAAACUCUGUGAGAUUAAGGGCUACUUUUUCCAAGCACUCGUUGUCUUAUAUGGAUUUUUAAGUAGUAUUUUUGCUACGCCAGUUUUUGCAACAUUUUUGAUCGUCUUUUUUUAUAAAUAAUGGAAUAAUAUUUUUCCACUCAGGGCGAAGAAUCAAACAUUCUUACUGUUUGUAGUUUCAAUUUUCUUCAAGUUUUUUCUCCUUUGUUUACAUUGCGUCUUAUAACUGUUCAUUUUAUUUAAUAUUUAUUUUAUAUUUAUGUUGUAUGUUACAUGAAAAUGACUUUUGACACAUUGUAAGUAAAUGUAUUUUGUCUUAAAUAAAUCAUUGUUGCCUUGUG